AUGGAGGCUGCAGCUCGAGAGGGACGCAUAGCUAGUCUUUACAGAAUGAUUGAGGUGAAUCCACGUGUUUUAGAAGAUAUAGAUUCAAUACCAUUUGUUGAAACUCCCUUGCAUGUUGCUGCACGUUUAGGGCAUGUUGAGUUUGGCAUCGAGAUCAUGACAUUAAAACCUUCAUUUGCUUGGAAACUCAAUCCCCAAGGACUCAGACCCAUCCACCUUGCUCUACAGCGUGACCACACCACAAUGGUCCUUCGUCUCAUAGACAUGGACAAAGAACUGGUUCGAGCCAAAAUGAGAGAAGGUCUCACUCUUCUGCAUAUGGCAAGUCAAUCCGGAGAAAUAGACCUUUUAACUAAGUUUCUCAAAGCUUGUCCAGAUUCCGUUAAAGAUUUGACUGUUCGAAGUGAGACUGCACUGCAUUCUGCCGUCAGAAAUAACCAAAUGGAGGCUCUUAAGUUCUUAAUUAGAUGGCUUCAGACAAAUACUGUUGAGAUGGAACCCAUCCUGAACCAGAAAGACGAGGAGGGCAACACCAUUUUACACAUUGCAGCAUCCAACAAUGACACGGAGGCAAUGAAAUUGUUGAUGAAGGUUAGGAGGAUGGAUGUAGAUGCCAAGAACUUGCAGGGCCAAAGAGCAUUAGACAUAACAGACAAUGCAGAAAUGAAGAAGAAACUGGGGAGGGCUGAAGAAAGUGCUAGGAAGAUUAAGACACUACGUUCGUUAAUCUUAUCAAUGAAUGAGGGGCUAAUUCGAAAAACUGGUAUGAGACAGAACAUGUCGAAGGAGAUGCGCAGCGCGUACUUGGUGGUGGCUACUCUUGUUGCAACCGCCACUUAUCAUGCAGCACUGAGUCCACCUGGUGGACUUCAUCAGAUUGAUGCAGCUGGGACUAAUAACACUCUCAUUCACGGUCAUGUGGCAUCAAAUUCAUCAAAAAUUUAUGAAGGGAAAUCAGUGAUGUCAAACGAGAACUUCGUGGCGUUUUCAACCAUGAAUAUGUGUGCCUUUGUUCUAUCCACUCUCACUAUUAUCGGUCUUUUGCCUAAGAAUGUUGCAUGGCUUCUACUGUAUGCGUCAACAUGGCUCCUUAUAAUCAAUUUCUACUUCUCUAUGACGGUCACAUCUCCCACUGAUCUCACCACAAACCUCGUGGCCUGCAUUUUCUGUGUCUUUGUUCUAUUCUUCGCGGUGGUGCCUAUUCCUUUUUUUGUCACAGGCAAUGAAAUUGUUGAUGAAGGUUACCAUGGAGGUAGAUCCUAA
This is a messenger RNA of Sphenostylis stenocarpa, 1263 nucleotides long. NCBI's taxonomy places the organism in Eukaryota, Viridiplantae, Streptophyta, Magnoliopsida, Fabales, Fabaceae. The record is from the annotation of a GenBank genome assembly.